GUUACAACCAUGGCUGAAGCAAUAGAUAUUUAGUUAAAAAAUCAAGAGGAAAAGGGUAUAGUUAAUGUGUUAUCAAAGAAGAACGGAAAUUAAAUUAUCCUUUGUUCCGUAGUGUCUUAUAAGACUUUUUUGAAAUGAGUGCAACGGCAAUGAGUGACUUGGAUGGUGCUAUAUGGUCACAUUCUAUAGAUGUUUGUGGAUUCAAUCGUCCUAGGGAUCCAUACAAAAUAAAAAAUCGUAGAUUUCUAAGACAAUCCUCAAGAGUGGAAACCUUCAAGAAUUGGCCCCAACAACUCAAUCAAUCGCCAGAAGAAUUGGCCGAAGCUGGUUUUAUCUACAAAAAUAUAAGUGAUAGCGUUAAGUGUAUAAGUUGCAAAGCUAAAUUAUCCGAAUGGCAACCAGAAGAUGACCCAUGGGAAGAGCACGCCAAGACCAAUUCAUCCUGCGAAUACGUAUUACACUGCAAGGGAGAAAAUUUCAUAAAAGAACUGAACCAGAAACUUAUUAAUGCAUCUGUUGAACCUGAAGAAUGCCAGCCAGAAGUUAAUCUAAAUGCUCCAGUUGGCGUCUGCAAGGUCUGCUGCCAGGACGUGUCCAAUGUUAUGUUCGUUCCUUGUGGUCACGUCGUCACAUGCUCUAACUGCGCGCACAAAAUCAAGAAGUGCUUCUACUGCUCUCACAGGAUUGACAAACACCAGAAAGUUUACUUAUAAGUUAUGCAAGACUGUAUUAACUAUUCAAUUAAAAUAUUCCCUCCUUCAAAGUCUGAAAAUAAAUACAUUGAAAGCUUUAAGAUUUUUAAAAA
This is a messenger RNA of Phlebotomus papatasi, 805 nucleotides long. Its product is annotated as putative inhibitor of apoptosis. The transcript has a single exon. The record is from RefSeq and is a predicted model, not a curated record. Gene Ontology annotation, molecular function: cysteine-type endopeptidase inhibitor activity involved in apoptotic process; ubiquitin protein ligase activity. The coding region runs from base 135 to 713 and encodes 192 amino acids. Gene Ontology annotation, cellular component: nucleus; cytoplasm. Gene Ontology annotation, biological process: regulation of cell cycle; negative regulation of apoptotic process; positive regulation of protein ubiquitination. NCBI's taxonomy places the organism in Eukaryota, Metazoa, Arthropoda, Insecta, Diptera, Psychodidae.